UACGACGCAGUUUGGGGCUCGGGCGGUUCGAGCACGGUAUAUAGGGAACUUUCAGGAGGACUGUAGUACGGGCAAUAUUUACCUUCGGAUGUUUUUAAAUAAUGGCAUUGGGUGUACUAUGGGCUGUGGGCGUCGGUGAUUGUGUUCUUCUGCUGGUGUAGCUCAAACAGCUGCUGUCUCGUGGAGAUUCCUGGAAGACGAACUGCACGACUUUAAAGGGAUCUGAUGCUGAUAUCGUUGCUGUCUGCAAAAUAUUAAGAUGGUCUCUACAGUGGCAGUCCUGUUCUUUUUCAGCAGGAAAAUGUCCGGUUUUGCUGAAAAUCAGGGCUCUAGUAGACGCUAUUAUACUUGUUUCGUCCCUGGGUGCACUAACACAACUGUUAGCACACCCGACAAGAUUUUUAUUGGGCUUCCUCGCUCAGACAAGUUGAGGAAGCUGUGGAGCAAUGCUGCUCGUCGAGAUGGGCCACUUAUAUCUGCAAGUGGAUCUGCCUGCUGCGAGGACCACUUUACACUGGAGAAAGAUGCAGAAAAUUAUAUGUAUCAGAAGCUGAUGGGUGGCAAGAUCAGGCUUAAGGCAAAAAUUGUGCCUCACAAGUUUGAUUGUCAGAGACGCAGUGUGCAGAACUCUGUGUCUUGCCUGAAUCGCACUGCGCUGAGGAGAAAGAGGAUGCUGGCCGAAGUGUUAUACAACCACCCAGGUCCAGGUGCCUCAGAAUACAAUAAUGAGAGAGAUUCCUGCACUGAAGGAGGAUUGGCGGAGACAGAUCAUGCUGCCAACUCUUCAGCUACCAGUCAACCUGAUGAACGCCCAGGGGGCAGCUCUGCAACUACAUUCCUAGGCCUGGAGGAAAAUAUGCAGCCUGUCUCUGUGGAAAUGCCACCAGCUGAAGGCAUGCCUGUUCCUACGGUCAAAACGUGCGAUCGGGCGGUGCAGACGGGCAGCGUCAACACAGAAGUGGGUGAAGCUGAGCAACACGCUGCCUGCAACCAAUCCACGCAAACUUCUACCAUUGAGCUUUUCGGUGAGGUAGCUGCGCGACCUCUGCUCUUCAAUGAAAAGCCUGUGUUGCCGAGCGUACAGCGACUGCGUGCCAGUUCAUUUAUCGAUGCCGACAAAAGCUCUGACUAUGUGCCCUCUGACUCGGAGGCGGAGUCCUGUGGAUCGGCCGACCCAACAGACGAGACGUUUUUCAAAGUAAUGGCCCGUAAAGUAAUAAGGAACAAUAUUGAAAAACACCCGGCGCGUUACAUUGGAGUACCGGAAGAGCUCUUCGGUAUCAUUUCGCUUCUGGAAAACAGGAUCAGUUUUGCUGACAGGGGCCAAUGCCUUACGAAGAGGGAUGUCAUUUUUAUGAUACUUUACCGUCUCAGACAGGACACUCCUAGCCAUCUACUGGCCGACCAAUUUGGAGUUAGUGCUGCGACGGUGUCCCGGCUGUUGGCUCGUUCUGUGCCGGUUAUUGCCGUCUAUGUGGGUGCUCUGGUAGUCUGGCCGGAUCAGCAGACGAUCCGAGACCGCCUUCCACACGUGUUUUUGGCGAACUUCUCGUCGUGUGAAAGCAUCAUCGAUUGCUUUGAGAUUCAGAUUGAAAAACCAGCGCGCUCUGUGUCGCAAAGCUUGUCCUGGUCAGAGUAUAAAAAAUGUAAUAGUGUCAAGUACGUCAUUUCUGCGACGCCUGACGGAAUGAUAAACUUUAUAUCUAAAGGCAAGCCAGGUCGGGUGUCUGACAUGGAGCUUGUGCGUAGUUCAGGCUACCUGGAAUGCUUGCGCAGAGGCGUGACCGUGCUUGCUGACCGUGGUUUUAAGGAGCUGGCUACUGAGUUGGCCAGGCGUGGGUGUUCGCUAGUUAGACCUCCUAGUGUGCAAAACGGCAAACAGCUGGAUGCAGACGAGGUGGUACGAAUGCGGACAAUCGCGGGUGUGCGGAUCCACAUUGAACGCGUCAUUGCGCGUGUCCGCGUUUUUAAAAUGUUGAGCAUGCACGCCUGUACACCACUGACCAUGAUGGACAUGCUCGACGACAUGGUCAGAAUCGCCUGCGGCCUGGUGAACCUACAGGAUCGCAUCACAAAGAGUUAAGACGUACAUGAUCGCGGAUACGCCGUGUUCCGCGCUGUGCAUGCGCUGUUAUGGAUGUCAGCCCGCUGGUCGGCCGCGCCCAGCUCAUGUGUGUGGUUCCUCGCGCGCCGGCCUUUACCCUGUCACGCGGAUGAUCGAUCGCUCAACAUGUGUGCGACUGUGCAAUAAACAAAGUACAUGUCA
Molecule: messenger RNA, 2266 nt
Organism: Amphibalanus amphitrite
Lineage: Eukaryota; Metazoa; Arthropoda; Thecostraca; Balanomorpha; Balanidae
Exons: 6
Coding region: 260-2083 (607 amino acids)
Source: RefSeq, a predicted model, not a curated record